CUCUUUUGUCUGUCAUUCUUCUCUGUGGUGCUUUUCAGUUUAGUUGAAAAAUUCUUCGAGGUCAUCUACGCAAGAAUAUUAAGGAACAGGGAAGCAAAAUUGAAACCUGUAGUGUCUUUGUACACGCACACUUCCAAUGGCACCAACUGCUAAACCGGAGGUUGGUGACCUGGUUGAGAUCUUCAGAGGAGCAUACCAGCACUGGGCUGUGUAUGUCGGAGAUGGUUAUGUCAUUCACCUAGCACCGCCCACUGAACAGGCAUCUGUGGGGAGCUUCAACCUGAUGAUGUCCGUGACAUGUGACAAAGGCCUUGUGAAAAAGGAGGAACUGCAGAAGGUUGCCGGGGAAGACAGGUGGAAAGUCAACAACAUUCUGGACAGUAAAAAUGAGCCACAUUCUUCCAAAGACAUUGUACAGAGAGCUGAGAGCAUGGUGGGCCAGCUACUGCCCUACAGUGUGUUGGAGAGGAACUGUGAGCACUUUGCUACAGAUCUGAGAUAUGGGAAGCCCAAGUCGCGCCAGGUUCGUAGGGCUGUGGAGGCUACGGUGGUGGGUGGCGUGGCAGCGCUGGCUGUUCUAGGAGCUGUUGUGGCAGCAGCUGUGACACUAGGGUGCAGCAGAGAGAGGGAGAGCAGGCGUUGAGAGCCAGACUUUUUUUCUUGAUGUAGCCCUAGAAGCACAUAAUCACCAAUGUGCCUUUAUGAAAGGAAAUACGCAUGUCUCAUGUAUGACAUAAACUUGAAAUGAGUCCAUGUCAGAGGCCCAAUUUGA
Molecule: messenger RNA, 772 nt
Organism: Engraulis encrasicolus (European anchovy)
Lineage: Eukaryota; Metazoa; Chordata; Actinopteri; Clupeiformes; Engraulidae
Product: phospholipase A and acyltransferase 3-like
Exons: 5
Coding region: 137-643 (168 amino acids)
Biological process (GO): N-acylphosphatidylethanolamine metabolic process
Cellular component (GO): cytoplasm
Molecular function (GO): A2-type glycerophospholipase activity; glycerophospholipid phospholipase A1 activity
Source: RefSeq, a predicted model, not a curated record